UUUACGCUGUUCAUUAGGAUGAGGCCCCAAUGUAAGAUUAAUCGCGUUUUAGAGCGUUUUAAUGUCGAUUUAGCGGUGUUUUUCAUUUCGAUUAUGUAAAUGGGGAAAAGGGUAAGUUUCUAUUGCCACAGAAAGGGGCGAUGAAACUUCUUUUUGGGUGUAAACAAAAUCAGUAAUCUGGGAGCUUAUUCAGACCCUUCUCUGUCUCUUCUCCUCUCCUUUUUUGCCUCUGUUUCUUGCGAUUUUGAAGAACUUGGUUCUGUCAUUUUUGAUGUCUAAUCGCUUAGAACAUAAUUACAUUGGAUUAACGGAGGAUUCUUCGAUGGAAAGAACCCCUGAGAAGAAUUCUUCAUCGUCUUCUUCUGCUUCAUCUUCUUCUCCUCCUCCUGGUACGAACGAGGAGAAGAACUGCGCUACUGUGAGUUUCAAGGACACUGAAUUAAGGCUCGGAUUGCCUGGUUUUCAGUCGCCUGAGAGGAAAUCGGGAACUGGGAUUUCGCUCUUUGGCAAUGAUUUUGAGGAUAAACAGAGUAAUGGGUUCUGUUCUUCUCGUAUUUUGAAGAAUCUUGUGUCUGGGUCUAAGAGGGGUUUCUCUGACGCCAUUGAUGGGUCCUCUGUAAAAUGGGGUUUCUCUGGGAGUAAUGGAUUAAGCGAAGGGACUAUGUUGUUCUCGCCCAAAAGUGGGAUGCCGCCGAGCAAUGUUAAUGCGCCACAGGCUUGUGGUUCCUUGAAGGCUGUGAAGGAAGUGGUUCCUGUUAAGCAAUCUUCUAAGCCUGCUCAAGAGAAGAAGCCUCAGGUUUCUGAAAAUGGCGGCGCUCCUUUGGCUAAGGCACAGGUUGUGGGAUGGCCACCGAUUCGAUCCUUCAGGAAGAGCACGAUGACCUCUACCAAUUCGACCAAGAAGGCUGAUGAAGCCGAGGGGAAAUCGGAGUUGACCGGUUGCCUCUAUGUGAAAGUUAGCAUGGAAGGUGCUCCAUAUCUAAGAAAGGUUGAUCUUAAACUGUGCAGUAACUAUUCUGAACUAUCAUUGGCUCUGGAGAAGAUGUUUAGCUGCUUCACUAUUGGGCAGUGUGGUACGGAAGGACUUCCAACUAAAGAGCGUCUGAGUGAAAGUAAUUUGACGGAUUUCCUCCAUGGAUCUGAGUAUGUGUUGACGUAUGAAGAUAAAGAUGGAGAUUGGAUGCUUGUUGGUGACGUCCCCUGGGAGAUGUUCACUGAUUCGUGUAGAAGACUCCGAAUCAUGAAAGGUUCUGAAGCAAUCGGGCUAGCGCCGAGGGCCAUAGAGAAGUGCAAGAACCGAAACUAGCGAGACGAAGUCCCGAGCGAGGCCUAGAGGACAGAACAUCUCCUGAGAUUUUAUAAACUAAUGUUGUAUGUUAUGAAAUGCUAACAUUUGAAAGACAAUUAUGUGCUGUGUGUUGAUUUUUAAUUAUCAUUGCCUCCCUCUUAAUUAAAGAGUGAAUCUCC
Cucurbita pepo subsp. pepo (vegetable marrow) is the source of this 1467-nucleotide messenger RNA. RefSeq names its product auxin-responsive protein IAA27. The record is from RefSeq and is a predicted model, not a curated record. Lineage: Eukaryota; Viridiplantae; Streptophyta; Magnoliopsida; Cucurbitales; Cucurbitaceae. Gene Ontology annotation, cellular component: nucleus. Gene Ontology annotation, biological process: regulation of DNA-templated transcription.